UAAAUAUUCCUUUGACCACACUUCGCUUGAAUUGAGAAUAAUUACACACUCUUUAUGAAAAUGGUGAAACUUGAGACAGUUUUUUGCAUAAUUUUGUGCGCACUCCUACUCCAAUGUUCCCAAUGUUGUGGAUGUUCUCGUAAAAGUGAAGCUUCUACGCCUUCCCCACCAAUUGAAGUUCCGACGACGACGACGAUAAGUGAACCAGAAGAAACUGUAUCUCAAGCUGCCCCCAUCCUAGAAAAAAUAAGCAAUGUGUCUCUCAUAAAUCCAGCCAGUGUCACAUUGCGGCUAUUUCGAUUGCUGGGUGCAGAAAAAGUGGCAAAUUCAAACCCAAACGACGAUGACAAGAGUUUUUUUAUCGCGCUUUAGCUCUACAGGUAUCCAACACCACCCUGUUCCUGCAAGGAACCGAUCUAAAUAUUUCAAAUCUGUCAUCUAAAUUCCUUGACGGGUCCCCAGCGUCCCUUCUGCACACGGUUUACUCCGCCUAUAAAAACCAUCACAACCUCGUCCUUCGCCCGGACGACGUUUGGCUCGCCAUCCUGACCCAAUUUUCACACUAUGUCAACAAGAACUCGGCCGCCCUGCGACAUUUAUUCGUAUCCUUCUCCGAAGAAAAGAAAGAGCUCUGGGUGAACUAUACCCUUCCAUUCGUAGAUCUUGUCCCGUUCGAUGACAUGAUUGACCAAAUGGUUGACCUUGUAGAGGAAAACGUGAAUGCCAACUUAUCUUUGUGGAUCCUGCCCAAUUUUACGACCACCACACGAAACGAUAUCGUCACCUCGGGAAUCAUUCUCCUGGCCACGGUGCAGAAAUAUUUCACCUAUAAUUUUGCACGUGCUUCGUGCGGAAUCCCGCAAAUUACCCUGCUAGGUAGGCGGGAAGAUUGGAUUGAGAUACGAGAAAGGAUCGAUAAAUUGCCAAAUUUUGACCUUGAGGGUGCAAGUUUGAUGAAAGAGUGGAGCUCACAAUUUGGCCUAGUUUUGGACCAAUUUAUUAAAGUGAAAACGACGGGGCAAGUUGAUCACGAAUUUUGGGAUGGAAUCGUUCUCCAUGGUGCGUACUCGGGAAGGUGUACCUCCGAGGACUUUGUGGAUGGAUGGAUAACUGUUUUUUCCCCGUUUAACCAGAAUGGCGAAUGGAUUGGUAAACGCUCCACGAAUUUAAGGUACAAGGAUCGUUGCACCAUUGAGAAGGACAAGGUGACUGAAGCCGUAGCAGGGGGACCCGGGGAACAGGAUCGCUUGUUAAGAAUGUUUUAUCCUAAAGAGCUCACUAGUCCUUGGAAUAAGAUUGACUUAAAGAGUGUGAUGGAAGUAGAGAAUCGUGUCAUGUUUCCGCUUAGAAUUAAGGAUGAUAAUGCGGUUGAUCUCGAGGGUGGAGAGUACGAGGGCACCGUGCAUGCGGGAUAUAUGGGGCACUCCGUGGAGGAGGAUGAAGUAACGCUGAAGCCGAUAAUGGGCUGGGUGGUCGCGUUGCAUGGAAAAAGACCAGCAUAUUUGGACAGACGUCGGUUGGGCGAGAAAAAUAUUUUAAAAUUUUAGUACACAUAUAAGCAUAUUACGUAAGGUA
Folsomia candida is the source of this 1575-nucleotide messenger RNA. RefSeq lists its product as uncharacterized. The transcript has 2 exons. Lineage: Eukaryota; Metazoa; Arthropoda; Collembola; Entomobryomorpha; Isotomidae. Bases 681 to 1547 code for a protein of 288 amino acids. The record is from RefSeq and is a predicted model, not a curated record.